CUGCUUUCACUCCACUUCUGGCGUUCUGAGGUUUUAAGAUGCCUGAGCCAGCCAAGUCCGCUCCCGCCCCGAAGAAGGGCUCCAAGAAGGCGGUGACCAAGGCGCAGAAGAAGGACGGCAAGAAGCGCAAGCGCAGCCGCAAGGAGAGCUACUCGGUGUACGUGUACAAGGUGCUGAAGCAGGUGCACCCCGACACCGGCAUCUCGUCCAAGGCCAUGGGCAUCAUGAACUCGUUCGUCAACGACAUCUUCGAGCGCAUCGCGGGCGAGGCGUCGCGCCUGGCGCAUUACAACAAGCGCUCGACCAUCACGUCCCGGGAGAUCCAGACGGCCGUGCGCCUGCUGCUGCCCGGGGAGCUGGCCAAGCACGCCGUGUCCGAGGGCACCAAGGCCGUCACCAAGUACACCAGCUCCAAGUAGACUCGCCAAGAGCUGAUGGGCUGCAGACAUCUUUUCCCACCACUGCUCACUGCUAACCACCGCGGCAUCUCUCACGUAAAACAACAA
Lynx canadensis (Canada lynx) is the source of this 506-nucleotide messenger RNA. RefSeq names its product histone H2B type 1-C/E/F/G/I. Lineage: Eukaryota; Metazoa; Chordata; Mammalia; Carnivora; Felidae. The transcript has 2 exons. Gene Ontology annotation, cellular component: nucleosome. Gene Ontology annotation, molecular function: structural constituent of chromatin; protein heterodimerization activity; DNA binding. Bases 39 to 419 code for a protein of 126 amino acids. The record is from RefSeq and is a predicted model, not a curated record.